UUAUUUUGAAACUCCGGACCGGACGCAGCAGUGUGCGCUGAGCUGGCCGUUCAGGCUGUUUUCGGGCUGUUUGCUGUCGUCGAAGGUUUCUCUGUGACCGAGCGGAGAGCACGCUGUGUCUGCUGCUGUCUUCACUUCAACCCGGACUUUACAUUUUAAUUAAAAAACAAAAACAGAGUUCCCGCCUCUUUGUCGAAUCGACGUCAUGGACCCCGCGAGUCAAGAUAUCAACCUGAACUCUCCUAACAAGGGUCUCGGUGUGGAGCAUUCAGACAGCCUGUCCGACGUGCCGGUGGAGGGAGCGGUGGGGAACGUGGCCAACCCUCUCCCACCCGGCCUGACAGAGGAAGAGGCCGAGGAGCUCCGCACCGAGCUCACCAAGGUGGAGGAGGAGAUCAACACCCUGCGUCAGGUUCUGUCAGCCAAAGAGAGACACGCCACAGAGCUGAAGAGGAAACUCGGCCUCAGCCCGCUCAACGAAUUAAAGCAGAACAUCAGCAAGAGCUGGCAAGACGUACAGACCUCCAACGCAUAUCUGUCUGCCUCAGCCACUUUGGAUGACAUUGCCCACUCUGAAGCAUACAAGAAGACUCAGGAGACUCUCUCUCAGGCGGGACAGAAGACCAGUGCAGCUCUCACCACAGUGGGCACGGUCAUCAGCAAGAGACUGGGCGACAUGAGAGCUCUACCUUUCUCUAAUUCCUUUAGUAGCAACUAUUCCAUUCGCCACUCGAUAAGUAUGCCGGCCAUGAGGAACUCUGCGACCUUCAAGUCGUUUGAGGAUAAAAUGGGGAACCUGAAGGUGAGCUUUUAACAGGAGGAAUGACGUGACAUGAUGCGACUCAGUAUAAGGUCGUGGGCCCCAGAGGAAACGGGGACGCCGUCGGCUCCCCCACUGACACCACCCCCACUCAGGAGAACCCGCCUUUCUGAACGCAUCGCACCUCCUCCUCCGCCUCCUGCACCACCUCCUCUUCCUCCUCCUCCUCGCUGCCACCUUCCUCACGACCUGAGACUGUAUGUUAUCACCUCACAUCGCAGAUCCAGCCCUGACCUUUGACCCUCCACCACCUCACCGACUCGCCACCACUCACUCUGUCCCGAGGUCUGUAAACUCCGACAGGCGGAGGUGACGGACUUUCCCGCAGGCCCCAUCGCCUCCACCCUUCAGCCUCGCUGUUGAGGGAAAGGAAAAUGUUUUGUUGAUGUCUAAACCUGAAUCAUUUACACACCUCCUCCCCGCUAAUAUCCACACCCGUCUGUGAGUCCAACACUCGCCUCCUGCACUCCUCAGGCAGCUUUUUUUCCAAACAGGCUCUCACAUUAAAAAGGCAUUAAAAGAUGUCAGGUUCUUAAACGAUCAACUUCAGGGCUUUCUUAAUGGCACCGCCGCGGUGGUGCAUCAGAAAGGAGCUCCGACUCGAGAGUGUAGAAGCCAGGACGUCUGCAGACUGAGGGUGGAGGAGCAUUUUAUGGGCAUGAGCAAAGACGGUGGUUUAUACUCUACGCUCUCUCUUCUUUCCGACUUAAAUCACACACACACUUUUUUCACUUCCAGGUUAGAGGUUAGACUGGGAGGGCAGCAUCCAGCACAUUACUCUUCUUAGACCCACUACUGCUACAUGCAUGUGCAUAUCUCAUCUCAGUUACCAUACCGACCAUGCAAAGACGACCGAGGUCUCGUGUACCCCCUCACCCCGCAAAAAAAAAAAAAAAACCCAGGAUGUAAAAACAGAAAAAAAAACAACCUUAAACCAUUUUGUAUUAAAACUAUUUUACACUGCUUUGCAUAAUGUUUUUACAUAACUUUUAUCAAUAUGUAUAAAUAUAUAUGAAUAAAUAUAUUGUCACUGAUGCUGCUGAAUGGCAGUAGUCAGUGUGGGAGGUUUCAGAGAAAGCAGGUGGAGGUUCAACAAACUUCAAAACAAAGAAUCACCGUGGGUCGGUUUCACAGGCGUCGCAGCGUUUGUGAAACCGACCCGCUGAAGAGCCGCGGUCACUUUGAGACUGACUGAUCACGCCGAGGCAACGAGAACCAGAAUGAAUUGACAGACUCGGAUGCCGCCGCCGCCGCCAACAUUUGCAAGUCAAACUGAGUCAACCUGUCGACUUGAACGAUUUGAAACCGCUUUGACUGUUUUGUUCUCUUUGCCCCGGUUCGACUGCUGCUGCUCUCUUCCUGUUAACUCAACGUGAGACAACGCUUCGCUGUGCGUACACACUACCUGGUGAAUGUCGACGCUUCUCUAUCGGCCUUACUCACUUUAAAAAGGUUCACCUGUUUAUUAUUUAGCUGGUAGAAAAGAAGUAGUUCUUGUUGCUGUGUUUGUUUGUUUUUUGUCUUUAAGUUGUACAGACUGGUUUCAACUGAAGGAAAGGAAGUUAAAAAUAUUUAGACGAGCCACAAAAUGAGUCAUGGAAAACAGCCAGCGACCCCUUAAUGCACAUGAACACACUCCUGAACACACUAAACGCUGCAUGCGGCCAAACUGACACAAAACCGCUGCUGCCCUUCUCGUCGUGCCACAUCGUGAUAAAACUGAAGCUUUUACAAACUGCAACGUCGGCUCUGGUGGUUCGACGACUAACAAUGUGAAAUGUUUCCAGCCAAAAAAAUAAAUAAAAAAUCCAGGAAUUGUCAAAAUGUUGAAUCAUUUCCUCAAGGCGCUUUGUGUGUUGCCAAAAAAAAUCUCUCUCAGCCAUUAAAACGACAAUAAUGUUGCUCUAAACACCUCUGCCGUAAAUAUGAGUUGCUUAUAUGCUUAAAUAUUUUUGGAUCAUUAAUAAUAAUUCAAGCCAAAACAAAACUUUAAAACUGAAGCCGGCUCGAGAACAAACAAAAACCUCCCAGAGCUGCUGCCGGUGUUUCAUAACUUCUUCUUGUUUUGUUUGUGUUGAUCAUUUUUUUGGUAGUUAAUAUAUUCCUGUUAGGUGAUUUCUGUUUUGUUUUUUUGGCUUUUCCGUCUGUCAGGAGAGGUGGACUUUUUGUUAUUUGUACAAUUAAUUUGCCAUCGGCUUAAAAGAAAAGUUGCCAAUAUUUAAACAUCUGUUACAGAAUCUCUCUCUCUCUCUUUCCGCCUCUGGAUGUCAUGGAUACUUUCUGCUUCAACCAACACAAGCAAGAAAUAUUAAUCUCAAAAAUCAGAUUUCUCUGACGUUCACUCGCAGUAGCAGUGCUCAGUGUGUGAGGGGAAAAUCAGAUUUUAAGGUUGAGUUUAAUGUUUUUUUUGCAGUGUAGCUGUCGCCUGUUUAAAGCUGCAGUCUGUUUUUUUUUUGGGGAGACUGAUGAUGAUUAUGUGCUUUUUGUUUUGGGUGCCAAUGGGAAGCGCAGCACAUGACGAGCCCGCUCACAGCCAGCUGCAGAGGCUGGAGGACAUGUAGAGUACUUCUUUAUUCUAGCUUUAUUUAGGUCCUGUGUCGGGCUGAUGUAGAUUAUCAAAAGGGAUCAGAUUUGGAAGAUUAUGGUGAAUGAAUUAAAAAACACUUUUUGGUUUUGUUGUAUAUGUUUGGAUAUCAAUAAAGCAUUCCUUUAAAUGAA
Messenger RNA from Larimichthys crocea (large yellow croaker), 3538 nucleotides. RefSeq names its product tpd52 like 2b (gene tpd52l2b). NCBI's taxonomy places the organism in Eukaryota, Metazoa, Chordata, Actinopteri, Sciaenidae. The record is from RefSeq and is a predicted model, not a curated record. The coding region runs from base 206 to 814 and encodes 202 amino acids. Gene Ontology annotation, cellular component: cytoplasm. The transcript is spliced from 9 exons.